UGAAGAGAGGCCACAAUCAAUCUGACACAGAGCAGGAGACACAAGAACCUUCAGGGACAGAUAAAACAACAGAGUUGCCAGAGGAGGACGGAAACCCGAAGCCCGCCGUUUCUGAACUGCAGAGUGAGAGUGCAUCAGGAGGGUGUGGACCUGAGAGAAACCUACAGGAAGAAGAAACAGUGAAGAUUGCUCUUCUCUGACUGGGAUAAUCACAGAUUUUCCUGCCCGUUGUGUUUGUGCCUGUCAGCAGGUGCAAUGCCUGCCACAUCACAACAGCAGGUGGGCAGCAGGGGGCGAUGCGCUGCUCUCCUGCUCCCUCUCCUCCUGCUAUCCGUGGCUCCCAGGCCUGGGAAUGCCACCAUCAACAUCCCAUCCAAAUACAAAAUAAGAGAUUUGAAAAGCCCCCCAGUGAUUACCGCUCAGCCGAAGUCUGUAACCACCUUUUCAGCAGAUGACAUCACACUCACCUGUGAGGCAACUGGGAAUCCCCCGCCCACGUUCCGCUGGGUGAAAGAUGGUGUGGAGUUUGACCCCUCUAAAGACCCUGAACUCUCCGUGUCCAGAGAUUCUGGGACCUUCUCGUUGACAGCCAAAGAUGGACCCAUUCACCAAUAUCAGGGCAGAUACAACUGCUCCGCGUCUAACGUUCUCGGCACAGCGGUGUCAAACGAGGCUCGCAUUGUCACGGAGAACACUCCCACUCUACAGAAGGAGAAGAAGGUGUCGAAGAAGGUGGAGGAUGGAGAGAGUGUGGUGCUUCCCUGUAAUCCUCCUAACAGCACUGUGGCUCCGGUCAUCCACUGGAUGGACAAGAAGCUGCGGCACAUUCAGCAAAACGAGCGUGUGAUUCAGGGUCGCGAUGGAAACUUGUACUUCUCUCAUGUGACUGUGGCAGACAGUCGAGAGGACUACACCUGCAACACUCAGUUCCCCAGCGCGCGCAUCAUCGUCCUCAAAGAGCCCAUCAAACUCACUGUUGUCCCCUCUAACUCAGUGGUGCGUAACAGAAGACCACAGAUGAUGCGACCCACUGGCUCCCGCAGCUCCUACCUGGUGCUCAGCGGCCAAAACCUGGACCUGGAGUGCAUUGUUCAGGGCCUCCCCUCUCCCAAUAUCCAGUGGAUCAGGAAAGAUGGAGUCCUGUCUGAGUCCCGCACAUCCAAAGAUAGUUAUGAUCGAGUUCUGCGCUUUAAGAAUAUCUCAGAGUCUGACAGCGGCGAGUACCAGUGUACCGCCACAAAUCUGCAAGGCAUAAUCACUCACACCUACAGCGUCACUGUAGAAGCUGCCCCAUAUUGGACUAAAGAACCAAAGAGCCAGCUAUAUGCCCCGGGAGAGACAGUCAAACUGGAAUGUAAGGCUGAUGGCAUUCCCAGCCCUGAGGUCACCUGGAGCAUCAAUGGCAAUCUUACUGAUAUUGACCCAGACCCCAGACGCAGUGUGAAACAUGGUGUUCUCACUCUGAAGAAUGUGGAACUCAGUGACACUGCAGUGUAUCAGUGCAAAGCAGUCAAUAAGCACAGCUCUAUACUCAUCAAUGCCUACGUCUAUGUUAUAGAACUGCCUCCCCAGAUUCUGACAGAAGAUGGUCUGAUGUACUCUGUGGCAGAGGGACAGAUGAUUGAGCUGGCUUGUGAGACCUUUGGCUCUCCUCGGCCUAAUGUCACAUGGGAGGGUGAGACCUGGGGCACUCUUGUAGCCAACCCAAGGAUGAGCCAGUUACUCGAUGGCUCUCUGCAGAUCAGUAACGCCUCCCUCAAUGACAGUGGCCAGUACACCUGCACUGUCAGCAACAGCAAAAUCACCAUCACCGCUGAGCUGGACGUACUCAAUAAGACAGUCAUUGUGAAACCUCCACUGGCUCUGCGAAUCCAGCGGAGGAAGCCCGCUACCCUCACCUGUGAGUACCAGGUGGACUCCAGGCAGGACGCCCCUCAAGUCCAGUGGAGGAAAAACCGACAGAAGCUCACAGAGUCCUCUGAUUCAGACAAGUACAUAAUAGAUGAAUCUACCCUCAUAAUACCUGAUGUCAAAGAAGAGGAUGAAGGGAUUUACACCUGUGAAGUCAUUACCACUCUGGAUAUAGCUGAAGCGAGUGGCUCCAUCACUAUCGUUGACCGACCAGACCCUCCGACCCAAAUACAGAUGACCGAACCUAAAGACCGCAGUGUCACUCUCAGCUGGACACCAGGAGAUGAUCAUAACAGCCCUGUGCUAGAAUAUUUGAUUGAGUUUGAGGAGACUGAAUAUGAAAGAAAAGAAUGGGAGGAGCUAAGCCGCGUGUCAGGCAACAAUCAGCGAACCACCCUUUCCCUGAAGCCCUUCCUUUCCUACCGUUUCCGAGUCAUCGCCAUCAAUGACAUCGGCAAGAGUGACCCGAGCAUGUACACGGACGUCUUUUCCACACCAGCAGCUCCUCCAGACAGUAACCCUGAAGGAGUGCGCAGUGAUUCCAUCGACCCAGGCACCCUUUCAAUCACAUGGAAGGAAAUGGACAGACGUAGCUUCAACGGCCCAGGUUUUGAAUAUAAAGUGAUGUGGAGGAAAGUUUUGGGCAGCGGACCAUCCUGGCACAUCAAAUCCAUCAAGUCUCCACCCUUAAUCGUCACAGAUGUGGGCAACUUCUCUGCCUUUGACAUUAAAGUGCAGGCUGUUAAUGAGAUGGGAAAAGGCCCGGAGCCCAAAUCCACCAUUGGAUACUCUGGAGAGGACUACCCGCUUGAGGCCCCUUUGAAUGUGGAAGUGGAUCUGAUCAACAGCACUGCCAUCAAAGUGGUGUGGGCGCCCAUAAACAGAGAAACUGUGAGAGGUCGUCUGCAGGGUUACAAGAUUUAUCUAAUGCACUACGUCCUGGAAAGCAGACACCUCAGACGGGAGCGUGUUAGGGAGGGGAAGCCAAGCAACAUCUCGUUUGAGAUGACAGACAGUAAUGAGGAGAAGAAGGUUCUGGGAGAUCUGCAGCCCUACUCCCAUUACGCACUGUCUGUGAGUGUCAUCAACAAUAAAGGAGAAGGUCCCCAGUCUGACCCCCUCACUUUCCACACUCCAGAAGGAGUACCUGGUCCUCCAUCAUCUUUACUGCUGGAUAGCCCAUCGGAGACGGAAAUGACACUGCAUUGGACUCCGCCCACCCAGCCGAAUGGUGUCCUGAAAGGAUACAUAUUACAGUAUCAACAAGUUGUUAAGGAAGACGGUCCCAUGCAAGUGGAAAAGAUCAGUGACCAAGCCGUGUCUCACUUCAGCUUAAAGCUGGAUCCUCACAGCCAUUACCGCUUCUACCUGCGAGGCUACACUUCUCAGGGAGAAGGACUGCCAAUCAUCAGGGAGGGAGCUACAACACUGGAUGGAGUUCCGCCCUCCAACAUUAGUUUAUCGACUGGAGAGACAUCAGUCAACCUGACCUGGGUAUCGAAAAAAAGACAGAGGAACGUGGGAUUCUUUAUUCAUUACCUGAAAAAGGAUGGCAAAGGCACAUGGAAGCACUCUGAAAGAGUAAACAGCUCUCAGUCCUUUUACACACUGCAUGGGCUCCAGUCCGGAUCCGAGUACCGCCUGAAGAUUGACUUCAAAAACAAAACUUUAUGGGAGGAUGAGAUCCAGACAGCAGGAGCAAAAGUCAUGGAGGUGCAUAAAGGGUUUGUGACUGAGAGCUGGUUCAUUGGACUCAUCAGCGCCCUCGUGCUGUUGCUGCUGGUACUGCUCAUUCUGUGUUUCAUAAAACGAAGCAAAGGUGGAAAAUACUCAGUCAAAGAAAAAGAAGAAGGCCAGAUAGAUUCUGAAGCUCGGCCAAUGAAUAAUGAGGGUUUUGGAGAAUACAGAUCACUGGAGAGUGACAACGAGGAGAAGCGGACGGCCAGCCAGCCGUCUCUGUGCGAGGAUAGUAAGCUAUGUACCGACGACACUCUAGACGACUAUGCCAACAGCAACAGCGUGCAGACCGAGGUCAUCAUGGACGAGUUGCUGGCCAGUCAGAGCAGUGGAGUCCGAGAUGUUCCUGACCCUGGGACUCAGGAAAGUUCCCCUCUAAAUCCUGCCACAGCCAUCUCCCACCACGGCCUGCCCAACUCCGCCGCCCUCCUUGACUAGCCGGGGCAACACCGAGACCAAUCGUGGAUUCACACAUGUGCCCACCUGUUGCAACCGCUCAUGACUGACCAAAUAAUCCAAAACCCACAAUAAUGAGACCUACACACACAACAGAUGCCAAGCCGCCCUCCUUGACUAGCCGGGGCAACACCGAGACCAAUCGUGGAUUCACACAUGUGCCCACCUGUUGCAGCCGCUCAUGACUGACCAAAUAAUAACCCACAAUAAUGAGACCUACACACACAACAGAUGCCAAGAAAACAUCCAGAUGCACUGCUGGACGUAAUUGGACCAACACAACACUUUUAACACAGCCAGAGGAAAACAUUCGACUGACAUAUAACAAAUAGACUGCCAUGCUCGUUGUUUACAGAUAUUAUCGCUCAUUUUACGAUAUAAAAUAGGCUAUAGCCGUUUACAGUUGUACAAACGUAACAAGAAGAGACUAAUCCAGUGACAAAUAAAGUAGACGCCGAGCUCCCAUCCCAAAUUGGAGUCGGAUUCACCUGUUGGUCAAUAAAAAGCAUUGCGGAAGGAGGGUGUGAGGGAGAAGAGAGAAGCUGAGGGCCUUAAAAUCAUGACUAAGUGCGUUGUGCAAGCAUAUAGACAGCGUGAGCUGGUUAUACUUGUUGCAAAAUGUAAUCAACUUAUUGUGUUUUGUGCGUCUCUACCAUUUGUUGCUUUUUUUUUAUUCUUUGAAGACUUGCCUGAACCAUUUUUAUAAUUAAUUUUGUAUUAUUAAUUUAUUCUUUUUUUUUUUUUACACAAUAAUCAGUUUGUGUCGUGUUUUAAAGGUGCUGUGAGUGAUGUUAGCCAUUGUGGAACUUCUACGUUUUAGCCACUGACUUUAAAAAGAUUAGCACGGUUCGCAUUGCCCUGCUGGUACAUAUUACAAACAUCUUUCUCUGGCAAAAUUCGCAGUGUGCUCUGAUGGAGUAUUUUUUUUCAGCGAACAACUUGUUAAAUUUGGUUAUAUAUUAUAGUAGAUGUUUGAACAGUGCCUAGUUCUUUUCAGAAAUGAAAAUGCAUCUAAUUUCUCAAUGCAUCUUAUUGACAUUGUGAAAUAUGUUUCAUUUUUAACUCAAACUUAGCAAUGUCAUAACUCUUUCUUCCAGUGAAUUUCUUAGAAUCUACUACAAUGUCACAUUCAGAUCUGCCACCAUCUAAUCAACAACCGUUCCAUAAAAUUUGCUUACAGUACCUUUAAGUCAUCUGUAUGUUGAUAUAUUGUAAUAUUGUAGUGUAUACAUAUCAAUAGAAGAUACAUAACGACAAUGACAUCCCCCUCAGUUACGAUUACAGAUUUCCGUAGUGUAAAUACACGAGAUGCAAAGGCUUUACGACGCUAGAUCGUUUAUAGCAAGCUGUACAUACAAGCAUCUAUCAAUUUAGCCAAAUACAGUAUUAUAAUCUCUUUCAUCUCCAUCGGUUCCUGUGCCUGCCUUCGACAACAUACUCACCACCAUCUCUCAUGUUUAUUCCUCCCUCUGCAUGUGUCUGUGUUCUUAAUUCUUGUUUUCUGCGUUGUAUUAAACUGUACUGAUUCUCUCUUGCAGUCCUGUUGGUGUAAAGCCAUAAGAAUACACACGUAAGGUGCGUAGAUUUGAGGUCGUAUUGAGUUAGAUAGGGCUGUGAGAGAGUACGUCACACACAGUUUAGGUUUGGUUACUUAAAUGCAAUCAUGUAUUGGCUUGUCUUAUUACACAGAAUGUAUGCUUUGUUUGGGUGGGAAUUGUUCCAUACCAGUAUACCAAAUAGCAUUCGUUCCCUUUUUCGCUUUUUGGUUCCUUUGAUUUGACGUUUGAUAAACAAAUAUAGCGGAAUAUAGCACUGAGAGAAUCUAUGGCACAUCUGGUAUUUCUCAAGAGAGGGGCACAGGGGGAAAAAAAUCUCUUAAUUUCCAGAUGAAUGUAAAUAUAGCCCAAAAGAUUGUUUGUUAUGACGUUGAUAACUGUCUUGUUGAUUAUGUUUUAGGUUUUUAAAUUUGUUUGAGUUUUGUAACUGUUUUUUUUUUAACUUUAGAGUAACUUGUUAGUUGUGAUUUGAGUGUGGUAGACAAGUAGUGCAUAGUUUUAAAUAACUAAGAAAAAAGUCCUUUGAUAAAUGUUGCAGGUUCUGAAAAAAAAAAAGCUGACUGGAUAAAAGAGACAGAAAAAAGCUAAUUGCGCUUAUAGUUUCCCGAGUGCUAAAGAAUGGCAGUAUUGUGCGUAUCUGAUUAGAAUCUAUUGCUGCAGAGGCAGCGUGAAAGGAAGGACGCAGUCAUCUUAUUUGCACCACUGCACACACACUCACACUCACACACACACACACACACACACACACACACACAUGCUUCCAGGGAGCAAUAGAAACACGCUGACUCAGAUCUUUGAGACCACUGUCUUGCGGCGGGCUUUUUGCAGUGAUUGUCCGAUCUGUGUUAGCCUCCCUCAAAAAAGCUGUACAGACACACUCAGGACAGAAGUCUCUUAGAGAUCUAUUUUCUUACAGGAGGGGAAGUGAUGCAAAUUCUAUUCAACUCAAUAUUCAACUGAACUGCUGCUAGACGACUUGUGUAUUUUGUCAGUGUCUUGACUGUGUAUUGAGCUCGGAGGUGAAUCGACUCUUGGAUAUCCACUAUACUGCCCUCUGCUACUGCAACUAAAACUGGGAGGGAGGGCACCGUUUAAAGCCUGACUAGCGGACGAACGUUUCUGUUGUUACUUGUCAAAUGUACGCAUUCAAGCUCAUAAUGCAUCUUAAACUGUAGGCUUAAUGCAUAAAUAAGCUUGACAUAAUAGUCUCUUAUUCCUCUUGUAUGUUCUGUUUGUUACUGCAUAUGAUGUGAAAAUAAAUGAAGGACGAGAUGAAUGAGGUUGUGGGACUGUAUUGGUCACAUUCCCCUGUGGUGUUGUGGACUGAAGGGGAAGUGAGGGUGGGGUACGAUAAAUAGAUAUGAACUGGAUUUUGUUAUUGUAUCUGCAGCACCGAUAAGCCAGUGUAAGUAAAUACUUCUUAAUAUCGAUGGGAUCAUCUACAUCUGUAACAUUCUGUA
Sinocyclocheilus anshuiensis is the source of this 7120-nucleotide messenger RNA. Its product is annotated as neural cell adhesion molecule L1-like. Lineage: Eukaryota; Metazoa; Chordata; Actinopteri; Cypriniformes; Cyprinidae. The coding region runs from base 256 to 4086 and encodes 1276 amino acids. The transcript is spliced from 29 exons. Gene Ontology annotation, molecular function: cell-cell adhesion mediator activity. Gene Ontology annotation, cellular component: axon; plasma membrane. The record is from RefSeq and is a predicted model, not a curated record. Gene Ontology annotation, biological process: axon guidance; cell-cell adhesion; brain development.